AUGUCGCGAUAUGUUUUGAUAUUUUCAUCAGUCAACUAAUGGCGUCUGGGUGGAAGUGUACUCGAUUUUUCCUCUAAAAACAUGAAUUAAUCCGAAACUUUUUGUUAAAGUUACCCCAAUUUUGUAGUGGUGAACUUUUAAAUAUUGAGCACUAUGAGAAAUUGGAGUGGGUAAAGUUUGGAUUGUGUGUUUCUAGUGAAACCCUCUCAAAUCAUUUCUUCAAAUAUUUGAUUAUAAACAUUCAAAAUGAAUGAGGAUACUAGUGGCAAAGUUUCGGAAGACCGAAAUAUGUGGCCUCCUGUUGAUUUAUCUACGGGUAAUUCAACACCCUCACAACACAAUGUACCCAUGCCAAUACCCUCAACACCUCAAGGAACCCCAGGUAAUGCUGGAAGUGCUGAAUUCGAUAUGCCUUAUGAAUUGGUUCAGCAAGGCUGGAGAAAAUUUUGGUCUAAAAGAGAAAAUCGCCCUUAUUUUUGGAACAGAUUAACUGGGGAAAGUUUAUGGGAAAUGCCUACAUUAAAGCCACAGUUUGACCCGAUAACAGAUCCACUCGGUAUAUGUGCACCCCCACCGCCAGUUAUGCCAGUACAAACCACCCCAAUACCCAUGACUAAGAGAAGAAUGUCAGAGGAGUUGAAUAUACCAGUAAAAAAGUUUAUUUUGGCUGGACCUUGGGAUUUAGAUGUUCAAACAAAUGUAAUUAUCUUUGAGAGACCUCCUUCAAGUUACAUGCAUUCACACCCUGAGAUAGAAGCUUAUCGUUGUAGCCUCUUAGCUAAACUGCGGCAAUGUUAUGAAGAAUUAUGCCACUCCAGGGAGUCCAUAGAUGCUCCUAAGGAUUCUUUCAAUCGGUGGUUGAUGGAAAGAAAAGUAAUAGAUACAGGUUACGAUCCGUUGCUUCCAAGCAGCUGCUUUCCAGAAAUCUCGCAAAGCAUGUAUAAAGAAAUCAUAAAUGACAUCCCCAUCAAACUGGUUCAGCCGAAAUUUACCGGAGACGCCAGGAAGCAGCUAUCUCGAUACGCAGAGGCUUCGAAGAAAAUAAUCGAAUCUCGCGACGCCGGCUCUGAGAGCAGGAAGGUGGUAAAGUGGAAUGUGGACGAAACAUUUCAAUGGUUGAGGAAGACGGUGGGUGCAACCUACGAUGAUUUCCAAGACAGGUUGGCUCAUCUCAGGCAGCAAUGUCAGCCGCAUCUUACUGCAACGGUAAGAACUUCUGUGGAAGGCAUCUGUCUGAAGAUUUAUAAUUUGUCCUGCGAAUAUGCCAAAAAAGUGAGGGAAAAGACUAAUAUUAUUCUCAAAGAACACAAUAUGGAACUACCCCCUGUGAUGACUAUACCCCACACAAGAAAAGUUUGGUGUUAUCCAAUUCAGUUCUCAAUUCCAUGUCCGAGAUUGCCAGUUGUUGAAUAUUUCCCAGACAGAGAUCAGAUGCAGAUCAAAUAUCAGAAUGAUACCCUGAUGAUUAACAAUAUUUAUCUUCAGAAACUGGAGCAUCUGUAUAGACAUAGUUGCUUCGACGACAAAAAAUUUGAGCAGUUCAUACCGAGGGUUUGGGUGAUGCUAAAAAGAUAUGCAACAUUCUUAGGGGUUUAUCCUACUGCAAAGAAUGCCAGUUUGGACGUCCACGAUACUCAAGCUUCACUUCCUGUAACUGUAUUCGAAUGUUUGAACAGAAUGUUUGGUGUAACUUUUGAAUGUUUUGCUUCCCCGCUGAACUGCUACUUCAAGCAGUAUUGCUCGGCAUUUGGGGAUUGCGAUGCAUAUUUCGGCAGCCGAGGGCCUUUUCUUCAGCUGAAGGCAGUUUCUGGAUCUUUUGAAGUGAAUCCCCCAUUUUGCGAAGAACUUUGGGAUGCCACUGUGACCCACAUGGAACAUCUCUUAUCAGAAAGCCCCGAACCCCUGAGCUUCAUUGUACUUAUGCCAGACUACAGAGAUCCGACGCCAUCCGCAUUGGUUAGGAUCGAAAAUAGUCAAUUCAAGAGGAAACAGGUCACCGUUCCUGCUUACGAGCACGAAUUCAGACAUGGUCUCCAACACAUUCUCACGAGGUCUGAGCUGAACGUGCGCUCAGUUCAUGGCACUGUCAUUAUUUGGUUGCAAAAUACUGCUGGUAACCAGAGAUGGGAACCAACAGAUGACAAGGUGCAAGCAUUGCUAGAAGCAUUCAGACCUGGCAGAGAAAGGGAAAGGGAUCGACAAGAGCUGUUGAGUCCUACAAGGCAGGGUAGCACAUCAGACACGAAAGAAGCAGUUGUUCACUGAGUCUUUUGUAUCAUGUGACAUUUCCAUGUUUUUGUAUAGUUUAUCGAGAGUGGCAUUUAUAUUUUUUAUAAAUAUUUUAUUUAUACAUUUCGCGAUUAAGUUUGGUUUUUGUAAAAAAAAUUCUUGUAAUUAUAAGACGAAAUUCUACAUUAGAUAAAUAAAUUUGGUAUGAAAAUUUGAAUUUACAAGCAUUAUUUCAAGUUUCAAAUGUACACUGGUGUGAUAUUCGCUAAAAUAUGAGAUUUUCAUUUUAUUCAUUGUUUUGAAUUUGAUAUCAAGUUAUCAUUUAUAAAAUUCUAUAUAUUUAUAGUGAUUGCCUAGUAUGUAUGUUCUCCGCUGUUUCCUGAAAAGUAUGGAAACUUGGUAGGGGGUGUCAUUAUUUUUGAAUUGAUGUGGUUCGUUUUCGAUAUUGUAAGCAAUAUCUUGAACGAAUAUCUUGUUAGAUGUUAUAUAAUAUUACAAGAAGAGUGAAGUGUGACUACUACUAAUGGAUAGGUGCUUAAUUUCUAACAUCAUCAUAUCAACCUUGAAAUUGAUGAAAAUUAUUCAGUAAUAUUUUAUAUUGAACUUUUAGUUAAUAUCUGUAAGUUACACACAUACUAUGGCUUAUCAACUAUUAUAUUUGUAUACAUGUAAAAUAGAGAUAUAUAGAUGCAAUUUGUUCAUUAGAUAUAGUUUCCAUUAUUUCUGAGAUAUCUUUUACUCAAUCUUCUUCAUUGUAGAAAAGUUUUAUUUGGUAUGUUAUUGAUUAAUGGUGCAAUUUUCAAAGAAUGAAAAUUUAUUAGAAUAUGAUAUUGUUUUCCUAAUUUAUAUUUGAUUUUUUAAGCUAUCCCCAACUAACAAUUUGUGGGUUAUUUUCAGUAUGUCUAGAAAAAUUGUAAUAUGUCUACUGACUGAUGCAUUUAAAAUGAAGAAUAUCGGUAAUUAUGGUCAACUAGGUUUGAACAUUCGAUAUAUAAAAUAAAUUUUCAUUAAAUAUAGAUACAUUCAGUUGUUUCUUGGUUAGCUCCCUAUGAUUGUAAUCGUUUACAUGGACCAAAAAUAUAAGAAACUACAUUAUUUGAACAAAAAGAACGAAUUCAGAAUGUGAUAACUGAUAAGGUAGCUUGCUAUGCAGGGCACACAGAGGAGUUUUUAUAAACUUCUCAUUUAAUUUGAGAAAAAUAAAGUUUGGUGAAAUAAUCAA
This is a messenger RNA of Coccinella septempunctata (seven-spotted ladybird), 3451 nucleotides long. It is a transcript of the gene Pcif1, whose product is annotated as mRNA (2'-O-methyladenosine-N(6)-)-methyltransferase. Gene Ontology annotation, molecular function: mRNA (2'-O-methyladenosine-N6-)-methyltransferase activity; RNA polymerase II C-terminal domain binding. Bases 247 to 2265 code for a protein of 672 amino acids. The record is from RefSeq and is a predicted model, not a curated record. The transcript has 6 exons. Lineage: Eukaryota; Metazoa; Arthropoda; Insecta; Coleoptera; Coccinellidae. Gene Ontology annotation, cellular component: nucleus.